AACCUGGCGUUAACAGCGUGGUGACGGUCCGUGUUGGAUGAAUGGCGGCGUGUUUACCUCAGUAGUUAGUGUUGGUGUAGGUGAGCUGGUUUACCGGAGAGAUGUCUUGGAGCUCCGCAGCUCAGCGGGGAUGUGUCGGGCUCCUCCGCUGCUGGCCCCUCACAGCUCCCGGCUGCCCUCUGCGCACUUCACGGCUCUUCUCCAUCUCUGUCCCCUGGAAGUGUCCAACAACACGUGAAGAGGUGACCCAGCCUCUGAAGCGGUGGGCUCUGGAGGUGAACCCCUUCAGCACGGUACGGGCACAGCUGGGCUGCAGCAUCUCCGUCCGCCCGCUGGACCCGCACGCCUUCCCGGAGGCUGACCGAGUCUUCAUCGCAGUUCACGGGACAGACACCGAGAAGGAGGUCGGUCUGGAUCACUUACACGUCCAGUAUGAUGACCACAGCAAAGAGCUGCUCAUCUCAGGCAGGGAGGUUAACAGCAGCUUGUUGAUUGAUCUGGCUGCACCUGUUAAAAGUAAUCUCUUCAUCACCACUGAAGGAAAGGGCAACUUGCACGUGAAGAACAUGGAGUGUGAUAUCUGCAAGGUGCAGACAGAGGAGGGCAACUGUCUGCUGCACUCUGUCAAGGGUCACCAUGUUGAAGUCAGAUCUCUUGGAGGACAUGUGACAGGUCUGGGCACUAUCCAUGGGAAUGUGGACAUCAGCACAUGUGGAGACGGUGCUGUUGAUGUGAAGAAGCUCCAGGGUACCACAAUGAAUGUUUCAACAGAAGGUGGCUCUCUGAAGGUCAAAGCCAUCUAUGCUGAGUCCAGCUGUGUGUCCUCCUCCUCUGGCAGGAUAGAACUGGGGCACGUACAUGGUAACGCCACUGUGAAGAAUGUGUCUGGAGAUACAGUUAUUGAUGGUUCAAAUAGUUUCCUGAAGAUUUCCUCUCACAGCGGAGGCAUUGAUGUCUAUGUGGGAGAUGGUGGCAGUGCUGAACUCCACAGUCAGGAGGGAGCAGUGUGUGUCCGUGUCCCCUCCUCGUUGAAAGCUGGGGUGGAGCUCUGUGGAGCGUCGGUGGAUAUCAGCCCAGAGGUUGUGCUGCAUGGAGUAGAAAACAACACAACUGAAGGCCAAACCACAACUACUGGUUACAUAAAUGGAGAGUCUCCAGUGGACAAAUGGGUUAAAGCUCAGGCAGGCCAAGGCUCUGUCAGACUGAAAACACAAAGCUGGUUUGAGUCCCUCAAGUUGGGGAGCUGAGAUAUGAGUCACUCUGAAAGACUGGAUACAUCUUCACUUCAUUGAUUGGAGGACAUACAAUGCAACUGCACAGCAGUGUUUGUGCUGAACUGUCAUUGGUUUUGAAUGUUAGACACUGUCUGCUUUCUCAUAUUUUUCUUUGUUUACUGUGUCAUAUUGUUUGUAAAUAAUAUAAAAGUUUAUCUCUAAAAUGUUUGUUAUUCAUUGAGUCAAAUUCAGUCACAGUUAUGUUCACCUAUGCCUGUGCUGCUGCCACAUUUAAUAAGUUUUACAGAUGACAAAUUGAAAUAAACUAAGCAUUAAUCAAUGAAUGAAAGCACCAGCUUACAACACAUAUUCCACAACCCUCUGCAUAUUUCAAAAGAGCUUUCUUUCAUUUUCACCCUAAAUGAUCAUCAAACUAAGGCUGAGGCUGAUGAGUUCCUCUGGGUAUGCUUGUAGUAUUCACAAUUUUAAACAAAUAAACCAAGUGAAAGUUUUGAGUGUUAUGUAAACAAAAGAUGAACCAAGAUUGUACAAUUACAGAUUUUUAAUUUAAAGUGCAUAAAAAAAUAAAACACUGAGUACACACAGACGCUGCACAGAGAAACCUUUGUUAAUCACAAAAUGUAGAAAUUUAAAAACAAUGCUCUGAAAAUCACACUGAAUGGUGACCGACAUCAGAUAGUUCAAAUUUAAAGUGCUUUGUUCUUCCAUAUGUAUAAAAUAUAAAGUUUACUGACAGAGUCAUGGCUUAGUGCUAACAAUGCUGGGUUAACUUGUGUCAAAGCUGUCACAUUUGGUAAAUAAUUAGUGGUAACCAGCACUAGCCACUGAUUUUCUCUCUGUAAUCUUUGUUCUCUUUUUGUUUUUAAAUCCAACAUGUUCUACAUUCUGGAUCUAAUCCAAGAUUAUAGGACUGAGCCAGUUUCUCAACUUGAGCACCAUAAAAGGAAUAAAUAUGAAAAACUGGAACAUUUUUUAAAAACAUCCACUUUGUUGUUGCAGAGAUUAAAAUUUACGAUCAUUUAGUGUGAUGCAAUACACACAAUUGUGUUAUCAUUGUACAAACACAGGAAGAAAACAAUUACAUUAUUAUAAGCUAGAAAUAAUAAACCUGACCCUGUGGAAA
Molecule: messenger RNA, 2358 nt
Organism: Larimichthys crocea (large yellow croaker)
Lineage: Eukaryota; Metazoa; Chordata; Actinopteri; Sciaenidae
Gene: fam185a
Product: family with sequence similarity 185 member A
Exons: 8
Coding region: 102-1247 (381 amino acids)
Source: RefSeq, a predicted model, not a curated record